AUGGCGCAGCGCCGCAGCGAUGGGGGGCAGCCGUGCAAUUUCGUAGCGGUGGACAACUGCUGGAAAAAAUACAUUGAAAGCGAACUAGAAGCUGCAAAAAAGUGGUCUCACAAAUGGGGAUUCUUGAAAACACCUCCAGAGUUGAUUGAAGAUGAAAAGAAAGAAAAAACAAAGCCCAAGAUACAGCUUCCAGAACAUCUGCAGAUUCGACCUGUGACCCCCGUGGAAAAAUAUAUUAAGGUGAAUCCAUCUCCUCCAGUACCUAAGACUACCCAGGGAUUUAUUGGCUGGAGAUCAUCUGUUCCUGGGCUGGAACUUGAACGUUGUUUUGAAAUCCAGAGCAGCAAAGGUACCUUUUUCAAGGAUUUGAAGUGGCCAUGUGAACCCUCUGACUGACAUUAAGAAAUAACAAUUAGGCACAUAGAUCCACUUGUGUUCCUAAAUUAAUGUUCUCUACUGGACUGUUAAAAAUUUGUCCUUUGAAAUCUAUCUAAACGUCCACAGUCAUUUUGGUAACGUGUGAACAUCUUAAUGUAGCAUUUUACUUGUUGCUCAUUUUUUUGAAAUCUGUAGCAUUCAGGCUGUUAAUACUGCUUCAGAUUCAUUUAGAAGCAACAAUGAAUAAAUUCAUGUAAUUGUAAGAGAGCAGGUACUUCUUUUGUUAGUGUUAGUAACGGUGUGAUUUUAAAAUAUUUAUUGAAAGUUUUUAAAAAACGUGUUUUGAAAUGGCAGAGCACUGCUUUUUUCAGUUGUAUCUCUGUGAAAGCCUCCGCUCAGACUCAGUUUCACAGCAGCUUAUUCAAACAUAGAUACAGACUGCCAUACUCUUGAUAUGUUCCUACACUGCUGCUUAAUCCAUCACUUACCAGUAUUGGAAUCUGCGUUGUAGAAUUGGU
Molecule: messenger RNA, 896 nt
Organism: Anas platyrhynchos (mallard)
Lineage: Eukaryota; Metazoa; Chordata; Aves; Anseriformes; Anatidae
Gene: CIMIP1
Product: ciliary microtubule inner protein 1
Source: RefSeq, a predicted model, not a curated record